This is a messenger RNA of Cooperia oncophora, 312 nucleotides long. Lineage: Eukaryota; Metazoa; Nematoda; Chromadorea; Rhabditida; Trichostrongylidae. The record is from the annotation of a GenBank genome assembly.
AUGCACACCACUGAUCUUUAUAUGCACUGUGCAGUUUGCAGGCAAUCAAUACGCAGUGAAACACAGCUCGUGCUCCAUUGCCAGUUCCAUAUGCACAGACGAUCGGACACCGAGGACGGCGAGCAGACGUGCGGCAUUUGUGGGAAGGUACUAGUGAAUCAAUUUCAACUGAACGUCCAUUUGAUGGAACACGAUAAUCGUCGCUGUUGUCCCCACUGCUUGCGGCCAUUCGCCUUGGCUCAACAUCUACUCAGUCACGUAGCCGAGGAACACAAUGAGGUGGGCACGACUUUGUGGUUGAGUGGCCAAUUA